This is a messenger RNA of Biomphalaria glabrata, 3474 nucleotides long. Its product is annotated as FMRF-amide neuropeptides-like. The transcript is spliced from 3 exons. Bases 520 to 2601 code for a protein of 693 amino acids. NCBI's taxonomy places the organism in Eukaryota, Metazoa, Mollusca, Gastropoda, Planorbidae. The record is from RefSeq and is a predicted model, not a curated record.
AGAUAUACAGCUCUUUUUUUUUCAUCUUCUGUUCUGCGCGGGCGGAUCACGAUUUGGUACUGCAUGGGUGUGCCUAUAUAACUGUUGACUGGACCAUCUCUAAGGCGGACUUUCGUAUAAAACAUAACACUAGUUGAGAGCUAGGACCGGCCAAGACUGUUAUUUAUAAUGAGUGCUAUUUCAUAAUAUUUUGUGAAAACUCGAGGCUAUAGCAUUAUACUUCCCCGCGUGACAAGGUAACCCAAAACCAAUCGAUUGAACUUUUUAAAAAGAUCAUAAACAGCACUCUAGUCAACAGUGUUGGUAAUUCUGAGAACACUUCCCAAGACUUAACCACUACCAGAAAGUAUAGACUGCACUACGACAUUUUACAUUGAAACGCAACAUCAGUUCUGUUGUGUUCUACCCUUUAUGAACUCUGAAAUUGUGUCGCUAGCUCAAAUCAUAUUUAUCGAUAAGGAAACAAGAGGCAAUAUCUAAAGUCUGAUUUAGCUAAAUUCAAGUACAAUCAUAUCUGCCAUGUCCGUGAUAUUUAUCCAUCCCAAGAAUCGCCUCCCCAAGAUGUUCAUUCUUCAAAUAACGCUGUUUUGUGCAACUAAUUUGAUAUUUCCUGCCAAUACAAAUGAAUCGCCAGUGUCUCAAAUAAAAAACAUAGCAGUGACGCUAUCGAACAAAACAGAAAAAUCCCCUCCUGAAGUUCAGAAUUUUCUAGACGAUACAAAUAGCCAAGAUAACGUAGUGUGGCUAGAGGAUGACUCGCAAAGCGACAACCAGCAUUACAUUAGGGGCGAGCCCUGGUCUACUGAUCAAGGCGCCAGUAUAUACAGGGAGUACCCGAGCUGGAGUGAGGAGCUUAUCGAGCCCCCGUCUCGUGACGAGGAGUACUCCAGCUACGAUAAACGUUUCAUGCGAGGUCUUCAGAAGAGGUUCAUGAGAGGUUUUCAAAAAAGGUUCAUGCGAGGACUUCAGAAGAGGUUUAUGCGUGGCUUUAGGUCGUCCUCGACUGACGACAACAGAGUCAGAAUUUUAACACCAAGACUUCCACCUUUUGACUUGUACCGUAACACAGGUGCCUGGUACGUCCCCCAAGAGAAAAGGUUUAUGCGUGGGCUGACAAAGAGAUCGAUUCCUGAUAUCGAAACAGACAAAUCCUCCAGCGACUCCAGCGAACAUCCACUACAUUCAAACGUCGCAUCAACAGAAAAACGCUUUAUGCGAGGUUUCACAAAGAAGAAUGCAGCAGAAAUGCCCAAAGAGGCCUCUUCAAAUCUUCCAGACGGAGUUACCAGCGAGAUAAGCUCGCCGCACGAGGACGACAAAAGAUUUAUGCGAGGGCUGCACAGCUUCGACAAAAGAGAAAACGAGCUUACAGAUGACGAGAUGACAGAUACUGCCGAAAAGAGGUUCAUGAGAGGUUUCACCAAGAAAGAGGACAAAAGGUUUAUGAGGGGUUUGAUUAAAAAAGAGCAUACAGAGAAUGAUAAGAGAUUUAUGAGAGGACUAGUUAAGAAAGACGACACAGAAGGCAGCCAAGAGCAGGAUAAACAAACCAUACAGGAUUUUACCCAAACUGACGAGAAAAGAUUUAUGAGAGGUUUAAUUAAGAAAGACGAGAAAAGAUUUAUGCGCGGUUUCGCAAAGAAAGAUCAUGACACGCUAGCCGAAGAGAAAAGAUUUAUGAGAGGCUUUAACAAAAAGAAUGUCGAUGCUACCGAAGAAGAGAAAAGAUUUAUGCGAGGUUUUAACAAAAAAGAUUUUGAUGCUACCGAAGAAGAGAAAAGAUUUAUGCGAGGGUUAAUAAAGAAAGACAGUGGCAUAAAAGACGACAAAAGAUUUAUGCGUGGAUUAGUAAAAAAAGAUCUUGACAAAAGAUUUAUGCGGGGUCUUAUUAAGAAAGCUGCCCAGCAAGAAGACAAAAGAUUUAUGCGGGGUCUGGUGACGAGAGAAGCAGACAGUCAGCAUAGAGUGAAACGCCAGACAAGAUUCAACGACCAAAUUCGAAACCCACUGCUUGAAAAACUUGAGGAGGAAUAUAGUGAUGAUGACGACGACGAGGAGAUCGGCGAUGAAAGUUGGAUGGAUUACCCAGCCUUACCAGUCAAACGAUUCAUGCGAGGCUUUGACGUUUACACCAAACGCUUUUGGAAAGACCAGCACCAUCUCAUCCCCAUCGACGGCGACGUAGACAUCAACAAGCGCUUCAUGAGAGGUUUUCAGGUCUACGAUGAUGAUGCGCAAAAGCGUUUGACGAGUGGACACACUGCAGGGCCUACCUGGUACAACAACAUGUACGACAACCUAGACGAAUACAACCUGCCCGAAAAGAAAUUCAUCAAAGGUUUAGACGCCUACUUCAAAGCACCUGUGGGCAAAAGGUUUAUGCGAGGCUUAGACUUUGCUGUUCCAGAAAAGCGCUUUCUCAGAGGCCUGGAAUACUACAGUCCUAAAUUCAGAAAUAAUUUGAGGAUCCACAAAAAAUUUCUUAGAGGACUAGACGCAUACAAGAAGAGCAUAUUGGACGAGCCAGAGUAUCGUCUGGACAGCAAAAGUCUUUGGUCAUCGGACUGGGAUAACAGACUUGGUCAAUCAGAGUUGAAAUAAUCUAUGUUAUGUUUCUGUUAAAAGUCUUAUGUUACAGUUUUCAAUGUGUGUAGGUUUCAUAUAUACGAAUUAGAGGAAUUAACUAAACAUUUUUAUGUUAUGCUUUUAAAACUUUAUCUAUAAAAUCCUUUUUUUUUCUGAAUUAUUCUCUUUCAUUGGCAGUGUACGUUUACUUUUCUCUGAACUACUAGAGUGAGCAUUGCCUAUUCUCAAUUUACUUUUAUUGUAUUGUUUUAACAAUGAAUUGUACACAUGUUUUGUAUUUUUUUCUUUUCAUUAAGAGAUGAGCGUGACGAUAUUAUUUACUUCUUCGCUAUUUAGAUCUAUCUACUUUUCUAAAGGUCUAGAGUUCCAACCCUUUCAUAUUGUUUAUACAAUAGCUAAGAACUUUAAUAUGCAUUCUCUUUUAAAUUCAGACAUAAGCUACAGGAAGCGAGAUAACUUUCUGUGCCACGACUUGCUAGCUAGCAUUGUCAAUCAAACAAGGAGCAUAGCAAAUAGAUUCUAAACUUCUUGAAAUGUUUUAGAUGUAAAGUGUUCCCUGAGCAUCAAACACUGUGAUUGACACUCGGUUCUCCUUUGCUGCGACAAUUCCUCUUUAUGAAUGCUGUUUUAUGUUCCCAAACCUCCGACAGCUCGUAAACUAAAUUUCUAUAGUCGGAGAGAAACAAACGUGUGUAUUGUAUCCCUGUAAACAACUUAACAAGUGCUGACCAUUCUAUACUGUAGACUCGCCUGCUUUUUUAAUAGCGACCAAAAUUGGACAAUUUAAUAUUUCAAUUUAUUAUCUCACUAAACAAAGUUGUGUUAUGAUCAUGUUGUCGAGUGAAAAGUGAAAUCAAGAAUAAACUAUUCAAAGUAAAACAAACGUGA